Molecule: messenger RNA, 1012 nt
Organism: Lipotes vexillifer (Yangtze River dolphin)
Lineage: Eukaryota; Metazoa; Chordata; Mammalia; Artiodactyla; Lipotidae
Product: F-box only protein 17
Exons: 6
Coding region: 163-999 (278 amino acids)
Biological process (GO): ERAD pathway; glycoprotein catabolic process; SCF-dependent proteasomal ubiquitin-dependent protein catabolic process
Cellular component (GO): cytoplasm; SCF ubiquitin ligase complex
Molecular function (GO): ubiquitin protein ligase activity; protein binding
Source: RefSeq, a predicted model, not a curated record
CCGCCCCGGAGAGGACCGACUGCCCAGAGCGCGGGUCCCGGGGCUCCCUGGGCGGGGCCGUUCCCGGGGAGCCCCACGACUGCCUCUCAGAGCAGGGUCGGGGAAGGGGAUCCUAGCCCGCCGCCGCCUCCGAGCAGGCCGCCAGGACUCUGGCGGCCGGAGAUGGGCGCCCGGCUUUCGCAGCGGCGGCUGCCCGCGGACCCGCCCAUAGCCUUGGACGCGCUGCCGCCGGAGCUGCUCGUGCAGGUGCUGAGCCACGUGCCACCGCGAGCGUUAGUGACGCGCUGCCGCCCAGUGUGCCGCGCCUGGCGCGACGUGGUGGACGGGCCCACCGUGUGGCUGCUGCAGCUGGCCCGCGACCGCAGCGCGGAGGGCCGCGCACUCUACGCGGUGGCCCAGCGCUUCCCGCCCAACAGCGAGGACGAGGAGGAGUUCCCACUCUGCGCCCUGGCGCGCUACUGCUUGAGAGCGCCCCUCGGCCGCAACCUCAUCUUCAACUCCUGCGGAGAGCAGGGCUUCAGAGGCUGGGAGGUGGAGCACGGCGGGAAUGGCUGGGCUGUGGAAAAGAACCUAAUACUGGUGCCGGGCGCUCCUUCCCAGACCUGCUUCGUGACUUCUUUCGAAUGGUGCUUCAAGAGGCAGCUUGUGGACUUGGUGAUGGAGGGUGUGUGGCAGGAGCUACUCGACAGCUCCCAGAUCGAGAUCUGUGUGGCCGACUGGUGGGGUGCCCGGGAGAACUGUGGCUGCGUCUACCGGCUCCGGGUCCGCCUCCUGGACAUGUACGAAAACGAAGUGGUCAAGUUCUCGGCAUCACCCAACCCGGUCCUUCAGUGGACUGAAAGAGGCUGCCGACAGGUCUCCCACGUCUUUACCAACUUUGGCAAGGGCAUCCGCUAUGUGUCUUUUGAGCAGUAUGGAAGAGACACGCGUUCCUGGCUGGGGCACUAUGGUGCCCUCGUGACCCACUCCAGCGUGAGGGUCAGGAUCCGCCUGUCCUAGCUAACCAGCCUGA